Cottoperca gobio is the source of this 2856-nucleotide messenger RNA. RefSeq lists its product as uncharacterized. Bases 359 to 1510 code for a protein of 383 amino acids. The record is from RefSeq and is a predicted model, not a curated record. The transcript is spliced from 8 exons. NCBI's taxonomy places the organism in Eukaryota, Metazoa, Chordata, Actinopteri, Perciformes, Bovichtidae.
CCGGCCGGAGAUGCAGUAAUAACGUUGUCGUGCGGAGUAUCUUCGUUGUACAGUUUCUGUCUCAAGUGUUUUUCACUAGUUCAGUCUUGAGUUACAAUACGCGGGUCGACGAGGGUUUGCACUGGACUCGGGUUUGAAUCACGGAAGAUGAUGAAAGUGGUUUUGUUGUUGUUGCCGAGUGUCUUUGUUUGUAUGGGCCUCUCACGUAAACAUUAUUAUGAGGAGUAUGGGAACUCACUGUACGUACGGCUUCCUAGAAAACCCAACUCCAUCGAGUUCAACCCCAAGUACAGCUCAGAUGUGACGGUCGUGUGGAAACAGGGGUGACCCUGUUAUCUCAGUGGACGGAAAGCGUACAAUGACGGGUAUCUACUAUGCAAUGGUUAAUUUAACUCAGAGAGACGUUGGUCGCUACGUAUUAAGAGACAAAGAGCAGAAAGAAGAGUCCGCCUUCAUAGUUGAGGUAAAAGCAAAAACAAACGCCUUUCACAGGAUGCCUCGUGAACACCUCAGGUUCACUUCUGAUCUGCAACCAAACUCCUGCAACAUUAAAUUCUUCCCAGAAAGCGGCCGUGAACCGAGAGAGAGGACGAUUAACAUCGUUCGUCAAGGCAGGCUGCAGGAGGGUUUGGAUAAAUUUGCUUGCGUAGGAUUUGAUCUGAUCAAACCAUGUGGGAUUUCAAAUGAUGACCUCCAGAUGUCAUGCAAAGGACGCUAUGAGAUAAAAGAUCAGAAUGGCGACACAGCCUUAGAGGUGUCACUGGAAAUGGAGCCAAAAACAAAGAUCUUUGACAGGAAGCCUGGUGAACAGCUCAGCUUCACUUUUGAUCUGGAACCAAGCUCCUGCAACAUUUACUUCUUCCCAGAAGGCGACAGUGGCCCAGGAAAGAGCAUAGUGGGUCAAGGCCGGCUGCAGCUUCAUUCGGAUGAAUUUGAUUGCGUAGGAUUCGAUCUGAUCAAACCAUGUGGGAUUUCAAAUGAUGACCUCCAGAUGUCAUGCCAGGGACGCUAUCAGAUCAAAGAUCAGAAUGGCGACACAGCCGUAGAGGUGACACUGGAAAUGGAGCCACUAUCCUAUGCGACAUCUCCGAUUGGUAUUAGUGCUGGGGUUUUCCUUUCCUCACUGUUCUGCUGUUGCGUGAGGCGCUGCUGUAGGAAGAGCGCCUCCAAAGAGGACAAAUCUGAGAGUGAAGCUCCUGAGCCUGAUGUGCAAUACCAAGUGUAUGAUCUGGAGCCUGUUAGACUGAGGCCAGACCAUCUCAGUGAGCCCUCUGGGACACACUACCCUGCUCAGCCUCCUUAUACUCCGACUGACCCGCUGAUACACAAUCAUCCUACUGUGGAUGUGCCGCCAGCGUAUUCUGAGGUUUCAGCUCCACCCGUCCCCGUCCACUCUGACUCUGAGCCACGGUAUGAACUGAAGGGGAUGACCUUUCCCUCCGCUCCACCACUCAGUUCAGAGUCAACUACCUGUGAUGUCUAUACCUCAGCCAAAUUCAAUUUCCUCUAAUUUUGAAAAUGUGCGAGCUUUCGUUAAUGUGGCAUUAAAGGUUCAGUGUGUGAUUCUGAGCCACCUGAUCCAACGAAAUAAGGGAGCAGUGUUUCACCUAUAAAUGUGGUCUAUACAAUCUCUAAUGUUUAUAUUUUAGUUGUAGUAGUUUGGCCUAUUUAUUGUAUACUAAUACAUUCUUUAUAUUUUACAAUGCAUUUACUCCUGUGUAAUGCCUGUCAGUCAGUCAGCAGGGCAAGAAUACCAACAUUCGACCAAACUGCUGAAACUCAGAGAGCCAGUCAGAAAACACAGCUGUCUUAUAAUCUUCACAUGGAGCUGAUCCAUCUGUGUCUACAGGGGCACUAGUGUUAACCGAGGGCUGUAGUCUGUAAUGUUACAUUAGUUUGUUUAUUGGACUAAAUCCAAAGCGUCAGAAACUAGAAAACGACCUGCAUAUUAUUCGUCUCGUCUUCCUGGUGAAAAACGUGCCUGCAUUAUUUACAAUAAUUUCCUACCUCACUUCAUGAGCAACACUCCAAGACCUUAUUCUUUUUCUCAUUAGUAUUGAGUGAAUAGCUCUUUUAGUGCCUGCAGUUCUGUCAUGGAUACAUCCUUUAUUGCAGACCGGCUUGACUGUGAAUAUUUUCAGGGAAGACACAAACAUAAAGUAGCCUUAUAGCUGCCAAGCUCUCCAUAUCUAAAAGUGUUAAAGUGCUCAUUUUACUUGAGUUAUUCUCACAUAUGCUUGGCCUUCUGCAUGGAAUUCAGCUUGCAUCUUAAAUUAUUUGAUACUUGUAUGAGUUGAGAAUUAACUUCAAAUGAGCGAUAGAGGUUAACUCACAUGGAUAUAUAUACUAGCUACUGUAUUUCAUUUGCUCAGGCGUGACACACACAUUUAUAUAUUUCCAUGUGUUGAAAAUAUAUUAUGAUUGUUUGAUAACUAUGAGUAUCUCAAGCACCAGUUGCCUUUUUCUUAAUGGCAUAAAAACACCUCUGCACUGCAAUUAUGUCAACAUUGUACCGUGAGUGCAUUACUUCAAAAAUGUAUAUAAAUCAAUACAUUUGGGACCUUUACACAAACAAUAAACUUGACAACAUCUUCAAUGUGCGUCUUUCUGCAUGUCUACAUUUUAUCUCUGGAUAUGUAACUAUUAUUUAUGAGAUAGUUGUAAAUAUUUUAACUGCAUGUCAUAGUUUAUAAUGUUUAAAUAUGUAUAUAGUAUGUGUAAAUAUGGUUUUGUUUAUGCUUUAACUGGAGCCGAGUUAUGAUAGAAGCAUGUUUGUCUAAACAAGUAAAUAUCUUGUGUUUGUAUCGUUGUGUAUUUGUACUUUGUGUCAGGUUCAUAAAAUCUUAUAACACCCAA